This is a messenger RNA of Owenia fusiformis, 1217 nucleotides long. Lineage: Eukaryota; Metazoa; Annelida; Polychaeta; Sabellida; Oweniidae. The record is from the annotation of a GenBank genome assembly.
GUCUGCGCCCAUGUUUCAAAAAAUAUUUUUGAAAUUGAAGUGAAUUUACUUCAAAAGUACCGUGUAUAAGUAUAGUUUUACAUGUUGACAUUGAUCUGUAUAGUACCACGCAUAGACACAAAGACAAUUAGGUGGUGAGAUGAUUGUCAAAAGUUCAACGCAUUGAUUUAAUGAGGAUUAUACCAGAUUCAGAUAAAAACCAAUAUGCAAGCUGAGUCAGCCAUUCUUAGACAGCUCCAGAAAUCUUUUAAAAUAGUCAAACAUCAAUACGAAAAAUACAAUAAGGACAUAGAAGAGACACGACAGUAUGUAGAGUCCAUAGUGAAUUUAUCUGAACAGUUGAUUGCUAUCAAGGAUGUUGAGAUGGAUAGCACCCCAUUAGAAAAGUUCCCUGAUGUUAAAGAUAAACUGUCAGGAAAACUAAUGAUGUCCAUAGAGCACCUGAUAGAGAAACUAGCAUUGAGUCUGCAUAACCAAGAAAUGUGUGUCAGGCAUAUUACCCAAUGUCAGACUUCAACAAGCGAAUUAUGUCGUCAACGUUACUCUGCUCAGUUAGACAUCCAGGCUGCUAUGGAGGGACAACCACUAAGGCCAUCUAUAACUGACAUGUUGCUAUGGUUACAGUCUAUAGAAGUGGCAGUUCGACUGAACUAUGGGGAAAGAGAAUUGGCCAUGAACACAGUUGCAUACACAUCAGAGGAUAAAAUGCAUAUUCUGCAAGAUAAAUGGAGUAUUGACAAACAGCUUGAUAACUCUAUGUUAGAAAUUAUGGCAAGGCUCAUGUAUUUCCUUCCUGAGAAGUUAUGAUAGAAAUAGAGCAGUGUGAGAAAAUGGAGGAACUCUAGAAGAAAAUCAAUACCUAGGGAGAUGGAAACCUGCAUGAAAUGAGUUAACCAACCAGAGUGUCGAAUUCAACACCCUUAUACCCAUUGGUAGGACCUAUUUGUAGGACUCAUCUAUUGACACAGGGUCAAGAACUGUAAGGAUAGGGUGACUUGAACUCCAACCUUCCUGCUUUUUAACUGACUGAGUGUGUUGAUAUAUCAUGAACCUGAGAGAGAAGUUGACAAAUUGCUUUGACAUGAGUUACCAUCAGAGAAUAUUAUUCACAUAUCAAAUUAAACAGAAAACUUGGGAUAAAACACAACUAUAGACAAUAGAGAGGUUUCACAAUGACGGGUUAUGGCUAAAACAUAUCCGCAACUGCAUCUCGAUUU